AUGAUCGAUUUUGUCCUCAUCUUGGCGAUCAAGCUGGGUCUAUACCUCUCGGCUCGAGCCGCUCUUCCCUUUCUCUUUGGACAGGCAAGGCACGCCUCGUUGGACGUCAGCACAAAGUCCACUGCCACUCUACCGGCACCAGCGACCGCACACACAAUGUCGAAUACGGCUCCGUUCCACACCGACUCGAUUCACGACGACGAGGAUGACGACAGUGGACGCACCGCUACGGACAGAUCACCGUUCCUCGCCUUUAACAAAGGAUCUGCGCUACCCUCAUGGCCUCAGUUGACGGCCUCGUUCCUGGCACCUGUCCGCAUUCGCAACUCGCAGGGAAACCUAGAUCUUGCCAGCCUGGCAGCGCUCCUGUUUUCUCUUGCCUUUGCCGAGUCUGCAUCCCUCUUCGUCGCCGUUCUGCUCGAGACGGCAGGCUUUUCCACAGGCAAUGGAACCACACUGCGAAAGGUGUGGCGCUUUGAUCUAGCGGCCGUACAGGCUCUUGCGAUCGUCUUGAUCCCCCUUGCAGUAUGCCUACUAUUCACCUAUCGCAGUAACGCUUCUACACCUCUGCCUCGCCGCAUCGUCUACCUGCUCUUUCCUUUCGUGCCGUGGCUCGUGCUCUUCUUCAAGGUGCCCCUUCCCGCUGCAUUGCUGGACAAAAGCAGUGGCGCCGGCAUCUCGGACGGCCUCAUGGCCAGAACCGCUGUCAUAGGCGUCACCUUCAUCGCCGUACUGUCAGGCUCAGCAGCUCUUCAAGCUGCUUGGGAGGCAGUCGAACACUUUCGAGGAAAGCAACAACGCGCGCCUUCGCCCAGCGACGUUCGCUUGGCGCAAGAGUCGUUCAACAGGACGUGUUCCGACCUUGCAUCCAGGAAGGCGGAUCUGGCGCGGCUCGAAGGCGACACUUCGGAUCGUAUUCAGGAUGGCUGGACCGUCGCGAGUCUGUGGGGUGGCGAUAGUCGGUCUCGAGAGAUCAAGUCGCUCAAAUCGGAGAUCUUUGGGCUUUCAUCCAUUGCAACCGCUAUGCGCGAUGACCUGGAUCGCAUGACUUCUUUGCAGCAUCAGGAGCAGCUCGGCUCAACGCUGAUAGGCAAGCUGUGGAUCCUCGUCGGCUGGUUGUGGGCGGCCUACUGCGCGUUCCGCAUCGCCAUAUCGCUGCUCAACCUGCUCAUUUUGGGGUACAGGGACACUGCGCCGCCGGACUUUAUCUCGCUGUCGCUGGCAUAUCUGAUCCGCAUCUUUGACGUCAAUUUAGAUGUCGCCGCGUGGACCAAGCAGGUCUCGUUGCUGUUUGUCGGCGUGCUCAUCUGGGCGAGAAUCGGCAGCGUUCUCAGCUACCUCGGCUCCGCGUUCCGUGCCGCGGGCACCGGCGUCUCCAGCUCCUUCCUCGUCCUCUUCCUCGCUGAGAUCAUGACCAUCUACCUGCUGGCCACCUUGAUCCAACUUCGAUCCUCGUUGCCGGCAUCGGUGGUGCCGCCGUCCGCCAGGGCGCUACAGGACGUACCGGCCCCGCCUUUGCUGGCUACCCUGCCCAGCUUCCAGGUUGUGUUCGGCAGUCUGUUUGAUUCGGCGUUUUUGCUCGCUGCCGCGGUCACGGCGAUUUGGAAGUAUUUCAUGUAUAUGCAGCGCACGUCAUCCGGCGAUGGUGGCGCGCUCUUCGGUGGAAGACAGUGA
This is a messenger RNA of Sporisorium graminicola, 1674 nucleotides long. RefSeq lists its product as uncharacterized. Lineage: Eukaryota; Fungi; Basidiomycota; Ustilaginomycetes; Ustilaginales; Ustilaginaceae. Gene Ontology annotation, cellular component: membrane. Bases 1 to 1674 code for a protein of 557 amino acids. The record is from RefSeq and is a predicted model, not a curated record. The transcript has a single exon.